CCACCUGUCCUCCACAGCUGGAGGACAGACGGUCUCAGGAUGCCCCUGUUCUUCAGGAAGAAGAAGCCCAGCGAGGACUCUCAGAAGAGGCUGGAGCAUCAGCUGUGCCGGUCUAAGGAGGUUGGAGCUGAUGACAUCCUGGACGUCUCAAGCUGUGAGCUGUCCGAGAGUCUGACCCUGGAUGCAGCAGACAUGCUCUUCCCUCCUGCUCCUGUGUGUUCUGAUGGAACUGAGAGCAUCCAGCGCUUCCUGUGCAGUGAGCUGGGGGAGGAGUACUGCCCCCCCUCACAGUACCUGCUGCCGGUUCUGGAGAGUGACGGAAGCAAACAGAACUCUGACUGUGUGGAUGGACUGGAGGAGGCCUGGAAGAAUAAAUUCAGUGAUUAUGAGAAGAGAAAGGAGCAGAAGCAGCAGGAGAAGCUGGCCUUUGAGCGCCACCUGGUGGAGAAGCAGAAGGAGCACACCCAGCUGCUCCUCAUGAACAACUACCACAAGGAGAACAUCCUGAUCUCGGUCCGACAGGAGCAGGAGCGAGCAGACCUGGGCUUCAGCCAGCAGCAGAGAGCCCAGGAGGCCGAGAGGCAGCUGGUUCUGGAGAAGGUCCGACAGGCCGAGGACAGCAUCAGCAGCAGGAUCAGCAGCUUGUUGAUGGACAGCAGCAGGCAGAAGAAGAGCGCAGAGUUCCUGCAGGCCAUGGAGGAGGACCGGAUCCGUGUGGAGCAGCUGACAGCCAUCACACAGGAAGAGGCUGACUCUCUGAGGAAGAGGGACGUAGCAGCUGCCAUGCAGAAGAUGUUGCUGGACAGCAACGCCAUGAGCCUCCUGCAGGAGGUCAACGACUGUCGCAGACAGAGCCUGGUCUCUGAGGCCUGCAGGAGCAUGGAGACGCUGGACAGGAAGUUUGACAGGAUGCUGUCCCUCCAAGUCUUGGACAAGUCCAAAGCCAUCGCUCAGAUCCUGCAGGAGGAGGAGAUGCAGAAAGCAGCCUUCCAGGUUCUACAGCUGCAGAAAGACGCUGUCCACGGAUACAUCCGGAACCAGAUCAGGCUCAUUGAAGGAGAACUAAUGCAGGUGACUAAACUGGAGAUUAAAAGACGUGAUCUGGACUCUGAGAACCUGCAGGAGGUUCUGGUGGAGCAGCGCACAGCUCUCAGUGACUUGUUGCAGCAGCUGCUGAAGCAGAGAGACCAGAGGGAGCAGGAGCUGCGGCAGGUUCUGGUGGAGAUGGAGAAGAAGUCCGACUCCAACCAGCAGAACUACUGGAUGAUUCAGUACCAGAGGCUGCUGGACGCCAAACCUCUGUCUCUCCGCAUGCAGGAAGCAGGUGUGGAGAAAGAACUGGUCCACCUGCUGUGCAGACUGUCGGCCCAACACUGCCUGCCCAUCCUGGCCCAUCAUCGCAUCACCACCGAGGCGCUCUGCCACAUGACCGCCUCCGACCUCAAGAAGGUGGGCAUUAAUGAGAGCGGGGUCCAGAAGGCUCUUCUGAGCUGGGCCCGGGAGCGCCAGCCUGCAGCUGGAACGUCUAAAACUGUGGAACAGGAAGAAGUCCUCCCCCCUCCAUCUUUACCCAGCACCUCCGUCAUACAGACUCCCAGCCCACCUCGCUCCCCCAGGACCCCCGGGACCCCCGUCACCCCAUCAGCUCCCAUGCCUGUGGAGGGACCAGGAAGCUCCGAGUGCGUGGUCUGCAUGGAGACCGGGUCUCAGCUCAUCUUCCUGCCGUGCGGUCACGUCUGCUGCUGUCAGGUUUGCAGCGACGCUCUGCAGAACUGCCCGCUGUGCCGCAGCAACAUUUCCCAACGCAUCCGGCUCUACCAGAACUAGACCGGACCGGACCGGACCGGACCGGACCUCCGUGGACCAGACCCUCCCUGUAUUUAUGCAUGAUCCUGAUGCUGCUGUGAGUGAACAUCAUAAAGGAAACAUUUAAAGCGCUGAGCCACUUUCAUGUAUUAAACUAAUCUUUUUACUGGUGUUUCUAAAUGUUUUUGUUUGUUUGUUUGUUUGUUUGUUUAUUUUUUAAACGCUGACGUCUCCCCUCACUGCUUUAAUCCAUCACCAAUAACUUGUGCCUUUGUUUUUAUGUUGGGGCUGAAUGUAGCAGCACAGCUGGAUUUUAGCUCCGUUUUUAUCAUGUUUGUGUUGAAAUGUGAAAGUAAAAUAUUUGUAAAGACGUGAGUAAAAAGCAGCUGAUGUUAAACAUCAGGA
Austrofundulus limnaeus is the source of this 2211-nucleotide messenger RNA. RefSeq names its product leucine rich repeat and sterile alpha motif containing 1 (gene lrsam1). The record is from RefSeq and is a predicted model, not a curated record. Gene Ontology annotation, molecular function: protein binding. Gene Ontology annotation, cellular component: cytoplasm. Lineage: Eukaryota; Metazoa; Chordata; Actinopteri; Cyprinodontiformes; Rivulidae.